UGGGCGGUGACGUUCUAUAUAAAGUUUAUCUUGAGGUUUCUUACAUUACAUACAAAUAUAUAUUUGAUAAUCCGUCAUCUAGUAAUUUGAAGCUGCUCGUUUUGAUUCUCUCCACCCAGAGGAUUUCAACUAAAAGACCUAAAAGGAUAUAUUUUGAGGAAGAAAUGUUGCAAUCGGAAAGCCUUAGAAACGCAGCUAGAGUACAUAAAGAGGCCGCUAUGGAGUGCUACAAAGCGGGCAGGUUUGGUAGAGCCAAAGAUAAAGCAUACGUCGCUAGUUAUAUCUUUCCCGAGCUUCCUGGUCUUCGCCGUCUCAAUGCCGUUCUUCAGGUGCUGAUCGGGUAUGAUAAGAAAUUCAUCGGUAGUGUUGACUGGUACGCUGUUUUAGGGGCUUACCCAACCGAGGAUGUUCCAACAAUCCAGGAACGUUACAGAAAACUGUUUCUGGACAUGACCAUGGACGAUGGCGAGUCUCUCGAUGGCACAUAUAAAGCAAAGAAGAUAUUGUCUGACUCCUGGAAAUUCUUGUGCAAUGAAAAGGGCAAGAAACUUUAUGACAUGAGGCGCCACGAGCUUCAAUUAAGAGAUCGACAGCUCCCGAGCUCGUUAUUUGUUCCCGUGGUUUUGUCGGCACCUAAACCGAACAUGUCUAAUGAACAGAUGGUACAACCUCCUCCUCCUGCAUUCAGAGUUAGCGGAGGAGAAAGAAAACGAAAGGCGUCUUCAUCAACAACUGUCCCUCAUGUCAACAAGGGAAGAAAAAAACAGUGAAGACCAAUUCUUAAUCCUGUUUUCUUUCUAGACUUGAUAUAAUAAACUACAAUGAAGCUGAGUUAGUAUCCGUGUGAUACUUAGGGAUGUUAACAUGGGUAGUUACCCAUGGGUUUACCCAAACCCAUUAAUAAUGGGCUGGGUUUUUACCCAUCUAAAAUUAAUUGGGUCAACCAUGGGUAUUAAUUUUAAAACCCAUAUUUAUGUUGGGUAAAUACAAAAGGGUAAUGGUGUACCCAUGGGUUUUCAAUUAUAUAUAUAGAUUUUUACCAUUUUAAUUAAAUUAUAUAAAAAUUACAAAAACGUUUUUUUCCGUCAGAACCAAAAAAUGAUUUUUUUUCGCAAAAACCCUAAAACUAAUAUUUCUAACAGAAACCAAAAACGAGUUUUCCCGCUGAAACCGAAAAAUCGAGUUUUUCUACCGAAACCACAAAACUUGUUUUUCCGCCAAAACCAUAAAACUAAGUUUCCCGCCAAAACCGCAAAACUGAGUUUUCUCACCAAAACUGCAAAACUGAGUUUUCCCGCUAAAACCGUAAAAUCGAGUUUUCCGACUGAAAGCCCCAAAAUCGAGUUUUUCCGCCAAAACCGCAAAAGGUGUUUUCCCGCCAGUGCCGUAAAACUCAAUUUUCCCGCCAAAACCGCAAAAACCGAGUUUUCCCGCCAAAACCGCAAAAAAAUGAGUUUUCCCGCCAAAACCGCAAAUGAGUUUUUCCGCCAAAACCGCAAAAAAUGAGUUUUCCCGCCAAAACCGUAAAACUGAGUUUUUCCGCCAAAACCGAAAAUUGAGUUUUCCCGCCAAAGACGAGAAACCGAGUUUUUCCCCCAAAACCGCAAAACCGAGUUUUCCCGCCAAAAUCGAAAAAUCGAGUUUUCCCGCCAAAAUCGAAAAAUCGAGUUUUCCCGUCAAAGUCGAAAACCGAGUUUUCCCGCUAAAACCGUAAAAACGAGUUUUUCCAUCAAAAUCAAAAACGAGUUUUUCCGCCAAAACCGCAAAAGCGAGGUUUCCUGCCAAAACUGCUAAAAUUCAGAAUAAAUAAGAUAAUACUUUGGGUACCCACGGGUAAACCUAUACCAUAUUGGGUUUAUUUUCUAGGUUUGGAUUUCAACCCUGAUGUUUCUGGGUUUUUGCAGGUUGGGUAUAAACUGGGUUGGGUUAUUUGUGGGUUGGGCUGGGCUGGGUUAUUUUACCCUACGUUAACAUCCCUAGUGAUACUGAUUCAGUGACUUUAUCUCUGCCUUUUAUUUCGUUUUCAAAAGUUGAUAGAUGUUCCUAGGAACAUGAUUGUAUCUUGAAGCAAUGUUAUCUUUUAGGAAUGAGACUUUGAUUUUACCAUAUAUCAUUUUGAAAGUAGUUUCUCUAUCAAAGUAGAAAUAAUAAUAACAUUUGCAUUACAUAAGGCUUGACUGGUUUUUCUGUUAGCACCCGUAAAUACUGCAUUUGCGGGUGGUAGUGGUUGUUAACGUUUUGUAACAAUCACAAAAACACUAUAAAUCACUUUAAAUCGUUCUAAACUUAUUAAAAUCAACAGUUGGUUUCCGGUAUCGUUUACGAUUACGACGGUUGGAAAUGAAAUAUUUAAAAAACAAAUAUUAAUAUAUUAUAAAUAAAAAUAUAUAAAAACAUUUUUUAGCUUAUAUUCACUAACAUUAUUAUUUUUUGUAUUAUAAAAACUUUAAACCAAAAAUAUUCACUAUAAUUUUUAAACAAUAAUAUAUGUACAUAUAGGAACCAAAUUGUUUUUGAAAGUCUAAUAUAAAUCUUCAUAAUUGUUUUUGAAAUUAUAACUGUCAUCUAAACUAAAAAAAAUUAAAUAAAUAAACAUAAUAAUAUUAUUAAUUAUACUAAAUUAUGAUUUUAUAUAUGUUAUCAUAAUAAUAUGUUUUGACAUAUUUAUAAUGUGUUAAUUUUGACAAUUUAUUGUUAAAUUAUUGCAUCAUCUCAUAAUCAACAAGUCAUAAGUAUUCUGCAAACGUAUCAACUCUUAAUCGUUGUACCAGUCAUACAACUUAAUAACGUUUGAAACCACAUCUAUCCACAUCUGCAAACUCCCACAACCAUAUCCAAAAUUGUUGCAUUCAACCAUCUAGACCCUUAAUUUAUCCAGAUAAAGAUAUAUACUUUACUAGUAAAUUUUUAUUGAAAACUAAGAUUUUUAUUUGAUUUGUAUUUAACGUUAAUAACUCCAACAUAUAAUGCAAAUAAUAAUAUUAAAUAUGUUAGAACAAAGAAUUACUAAGAUAAGCUAGGGAGUAGGCACAUAGAUUAAGAAAAAAUAUUAUUUGCUUUUGUAAACCACCGUAUGAAUAUACUCCCUUUAACUCCAAUCAAAAUCUCAUGUCCCAAAAUCCAAAUACUUAUGGGCUGAUUGGCAAAUGCUCUAGAUGUUGUUGACAGUCAUCUCUAUUUCUAAAGCUAUUUUGUAAAGCAAUCAUGCUUUAACUUUUAAAAAAUAAAUCUAGGGCAAACGAAGUUUAGAAAAGGAAAUAUCUUAAUUCUAGAAGUCCAUUUUUCUACAGCUUUUAUUUAGUUCUUUCAGUAUAUUUGAAAAUAUUUCUAUAGCAAACAAAUUAAAACCACAGCCAAAAUACUCACAACAAAUAAUUUCUAAAGCAUAAAAUCUAAAACUAGAGAACCAACCAAUGAUCCCCUUAGGAAUUGAAAUAUAAAAAAUGGAAAGCUGAAUUAUCC
Molecule: messenger RNA, 3462 nt
Organism: Brassica rapa (field mustard)
Lineage: Eukaryota; Viridiplantae; Streptophyta; Magnoliopsida; Brassicales; Brassicaceae
Source: RefSeq, a predicted model, not a curated record